AUGUUCGAUCGUAUCAUGGAGCGCAGCGGUAACGGUAGCGGCACCGGCAACGACAGCGGCAUCUUGAGUAGUUUGAUGCGAUCCACGAGCAUUCGACUCGAUCACCAGCAAUCGCUCCACGUCGUCUCUGACUUCGUUCUCCGGAUUCCCGUCGAGUUUGCAUUGAACAGCUCCAUCUUCUUGGCCCCCCACCUCGGUCUUCUCUGA
Colletotrichum abscissum is the source of this 207-nucleotide messenger RNA. RefSeq lists its product as uncharacterized. The record is from RefSeq and is a predicted model, not a curated record. The transcript has a single exon. NCBI's taxonomy places the organism in Eukaryota, Fungi, Ascomycota, Sordariomycetes, Glomerellales, Glomerellaceae. The coding region runs from base 1 to 207 and encodes 68 amino acids.